GUUUUGGUCUUUCUCCCACCAGGCUCAUCAUGAUGCCUGCACAGCUACGUGUGGCGGUCGUGCAGUUUGCUCCAAAGCUUGGCCAAGUGAAAGCCAAUAUCGCUAAAGCCGGACAAUUAUGCAAGGGAUUAAGACCCAGAUCUGUUGAUCUCGUAUGCUUCCCAGAGAUGAUUUUCUCCGGCUAUGUGUUUCCGGACACAGCUGCUAUCACACCGUACCUUGAACACCCGCAUACAGGACCCACAUCCACAUUCUGUGCGGAGCUAGCACGUUCUCUUGAAUGUUUUGUGGUAGCUGGGUAUCCUGAGAAGCUCGAAGCACAUGAACACGCCCCUCCACUCGGAGGCGACGCCUUAUCGUUUCAUCAGCCCCGCAUCGGUGCAAACAGUGCAGUCAUGUACGGUCCCACAGGGGAGCGUGUUGGGGGAUAUCGCAAGACCAAUCUCUUUAAAGCUGAUCUUCCUUGGGCUGUUUCUGGAACUGGGUUUACGACAAUGACGCUUCCCCAUCCUCUCGGUCCGACCACGCUUGCGAUCUGCAAUGACCUUAAUGUACAAGAUCCAGCCGUGUGGGAGUCGCUUGAGGACGGCCCGUAUGAACUCGCGCAACAUUGUAUAAGAUCGGGCACGCGGCUUUUGAUACUUCUGAAUGCAUGGUUGCAUCCUGACGAAGAAGGAGAAGGAGAAGAAGAAUCAGUAUCUGAUUCUUCUGAUCACACAAUACCGGAACAGAUCGAAGAUGCAGAUGAGAUGGAGCCAAGCUGGAAAGUAAUGAACUACUGGGCGAUGCGUUUGAACCCGUUGUGGGCGACCGUUCGGAACGCGACAAAUGAAAGCGACAAGAAACCAGGCGAACGUAAAUUGCACGACGAAGUACUAGUUGUUAUUUGCAACCGUUUUGGAGAUGAAGGUGGGAAACGAUUUGCGGGAUCGUCUGUUCUCAUGUCCCUUCGCCGAGGGUCCGGCCGGCCGCGAGUCCUGCAUUUGAUGGGUCAAAGGGAAGAAGGUGUCAGUGUCUGGACUGCAAAAAUGGCAGUACAGUAGGAUGGUAAUGAUGUUCGAUAUUGCAUGUCGUCCACGUCCAUACGGGAGAGGUGAAGGAGAUUAUGGAGCCUUUCUUUUACCAAUCUUUCUCCAGCGACUGCAAAUGCUCCUCAACGAUCCUAUCAUCUCGAUUGCUUCCUCUUCGUCCUCAUCAUAAUAAGCCGCGCCAAUCGGCCAAAGACUUUCCCUGCGCUCCAUGAGCUUGACCACGUCCAGUUUCGCCUUUGCUCUCUGUUUAUAACCAGACUCGGUGGCAGACAUUGUGUGCACAGAGUACUCUAUCUCUUUAGCAGUCUCUGCCAGGACAAGAUGUCUAUGCCAGCCAAGAUCGUCAGGACGGGCGCUUCGUGAACACGUUAGGAGUACCUUGCUUCGGUGUUGGAUGGAGCGUUGCUCAAAUUGACCCACAUUCCAUCAUCACUAUCGUUCCAACGGAGGGCUCU
This is a messenger RNA of Suillus paluster, 1486 nucleotides long. RefSeq names its product carbon-nitrogen hydrolase. The record is from RefSeq and is a predicted model, not a curated record. Bases 30 to 1043 code for a protein of 337 amino acids. Gene Ontology annotation, molecular function: protein-N-terminal glutamine amidohydrolase activity; protein-N-terminal asparagine amidohydrolase activity. Lineage: Eukaryota; Fungi; Basidiomycota; Agaricomycetes; Boletales; Suillaceae. Gene Ontology annotation, biological process: protein catabolic process. The transcript has 5 exons.